AUGGCUUCCAGUCAAAGGAGUCAAUCCUAUGAGGGUUCAAGCUCCUCGAAGAUCAUGAAGUUCUCUCACAUCCUGCAAGAUGUGCUCCUAAAUCCCAAGUUAUGUAAGUUGGUGCCAUUUCUGCUCCACAAGUAUCAAAAGAAGGAGAAGGGCACCAUGAAAGAAAUGCUGUACAUCGUGCCCCAUGAUUACUGUAAUGAUUUCUACAUGAACUUUUGGAAACUCCAUGAGUCCGUGCAUCUGGACUUUGGCAUUGAUAUCAGGAAAAUGGGUCACUCUGGCAACACAUAUGAGCUAGUCCCCAUUUUGGGUCUUAUGUUCAGUGGGAUACUACAUGGCAAUGAUGAAAGAAUCACUCUCAAAACUGACAUCCUUAUAUUCGUCCUAUCACUAAUCUUCACAGAGGGCAACCAUAUCAGCGUGGAGGUCCUAACCCAUAAAGUGCAAAGACAGGAUAUGUUAACUCAGGCUGAGCAUAUUUAUUUUGAGGAAGCCUGGAAAUUCAUCACUGAGGAUUUAGUAUGGGAAGAGAACCUGAUGUACCAGCAGAUUCCUAAUAGUGAUCCUGCUCAGUAUGAGUUCGUGUGGGGUCCAAGGGCCCCCACUGAAACCAGCAAGAUGAAACUCCUAAUUCAUAUGGCCCACCUUAUGAAACAGAUCCCAGGACUUACCCAGAACUAUAUGAAGAGGCUUUGA
Fukomys damarensis (Damara mole-rat) is the source of this 696-nucleotide messenger RNA. RefSeq names its product melanoma-associated antigen 1. The transcript has a single exon. Gene Ontology annotation, cellular component: nucleus. The record is from RefSeq and is a predicted model, not a curated record. Gene Ontology annotation, biological process: negative regulation of transcription by RNA polymerase II. Lineage: Eukaryota; Metazoa; Chordata; Mammalia; Rodentia; Bathyergidae. The coding region runs from base 1 to 696 and encodes 231 amino acids.